GUUGUCUGUGCCGCUGUAAGAGAAAAGAGCGCAAGGAUGCCACCGCUCAGACCCUGGGGUGACUUCUUCCUCAGGAGAGGUUUCGCCAGACCGGCUAAUUUUAAGAAAUUUCAGGACAUAUUUAUCAGCAACCUGCUUUAUUAUCAGACUAAUUAUCUGGUAGUGAGUACUGCUGUUUUCAUCAUUCCAGGGUUCAAGGAACCUGUGUCAAUGAUCAAAGGCUUGGGCGCGCUCUUGGGCGUUUUUCUAUUUUCAGUUUGGGCAGGAGAAAUACAACCGCUGGUCUACCUCAAGAGAUGGAGUCCCUUUGCUUUUUUGGUCACAAUGUUUUUGGUCUUUGACUUUUUUAAUUUGUUGGUACUUUACAACGAGACAUUUGCAUUAGCAACCUAUUCAUCACUGUCUGUGUUGAUUCCACAUGCUUCCUUUCGUUACCGCAACAUAGACGAGGGGCAAUACCACAAAGAGGCUGAACAACUGAAGGGAUCACCUAUGGGUAUUUUACUCAUAGGCCGGGUGAAAAAGAAUACCAAGAUGAAAUAAAGGAGACGGGAUGAUUGAAAAAGCACUUCUUGAGAAAAAUAUGACGUUUUUCCUUCAGAUGAAACAACAGUACUGUAUCUGUCAAUUAAACUUUUUAAAGUUUCUCUUUUGAUAUUAAAGAAAAGGCUGUACCUGUAUUUCUACCUAUGAAUGUCUUAGGUCACCUUACAGAGACAAUAUUUUUGAAAUACUCAUUUGAUUGCUCUGUUGCCAUUGCAGAUUGUUGUUUUCCAUUUAAAGCUUUCUUA
Molecule: messenger RNA, 791 nt
Organism: Fundulus heteroclitus (mummichog)
Lineage: Eukaryota; Metazoa; Chordata; Actinopteri; Cyprinodontiformes; Fundulidae
Product: PRA1 family protein 3
Exons: 3
Coding region: 37-543 (168 amino acids)
Biological process (GO): negative regulation of transport
Cellular component (GO): membrane
Source: RefSeq, a predicted model, not a curated record